Molecule: messenger RNA, 1558 nt
Organism: Puccinia graminis f. sp. tritici CRL 75-36-700-3
Lineage: Eukaryota; Fungi; Basidiomycota; Pucciniomycetes; Pucciniales; Pucciniaceae
Exons: 5
Coding region: 1-1476 (491 amino acids)
Source: RefSeq, a predicted model, not a curated record
AUGUUGAUUCGAGUGGACCCUAGGGCAAUUUGGCUACUGGCUCUAUGUUGUUCGGACGCAACUUCACUUCUUGGGGGGAAUUGGGGCGAGAUAGAAAUUGAUGGCCAGGUCUUCAAUAAAAGAAUCAUCCUUCCUGGCGUAGAACUGGAUGAAGGGAUAAAUGUGUCUGAAAAGGAAAGAGAAGUCCUCGAAUACAUGGCUACUGUCCCUGAGCUUCAUAGACAACAAUCAUAUUUGAAACCAACUGAAGAUUCCUAUCCAGUUCGACACAAGCCAUCUAGAAUUGUGGAAGAGAGUCAAAUCAGUUCCAUGAGGGAUGAUUUCUUGCUCAUCAAAGAAGACUUGGCCAAUCUCCAAGAGGGCAAAUCAGUGAAUGGGAUCCCUGAAAAACUAGAAGAAACCUGUUCUUGGGAGCUGGAAAUUGGCAAGUUUCAAACCCAGCUUGAUACCCUAAAGAAAAUACUUUCAUUUAUAUCUUUAGCCAUACAAAGAAAGCUGUUUAGAAGAAGAGAUGAACUUGAAGAGAUUGAGAGCCAUAUUCCAAAGGUAUUGGCUAAGGAGCUGGCUGAAUUGUUGGAGAAGAUUGCAUCCUUUGACUCCAGAAAGGAGAGCAAGAAGAGCAACAUCGAAACUGUCAUAGCUCUCAGACUCCAAAGCAUAGUCUUUCAAGCACUCAACUUCUUGUACAUCUACCACUUUGUUGAUGAGGGAGUUGUCCAAGCACUUUUUGAAUCUAAUAAGAAUUUUCUGUUGGCUAUCACCAAUAUGGUUCUGAUGUUUAAAAUUAAUGUGGGGUUUGAUAAGUAUAUUCCAACCUCUGUUCAGGAAAUCUUAAGAAGUUCUCAUUCAUCACAUUUCAGAAGUUUGUUUGGAGAACAGGAUCUUCAGAACAGACAUUCCUCAAAAUUGGGUAUGCCAGUGUUCAAAUUAACAAAUGAAGGACCAAUUGAAGGGCAAAUCAGGAAGGAACUUCAAGACUUGAAGAACCAUUUUCUUAAACCGGGUCCUGCAAUCAAGGAUGACAUCAACCUCAAGAUUCAAUGCUUGAUACUCACGUGGAUCGAAGACAAUUACAGGGAGUUUUUCUUGGAUCUCCAGAGAAACAACAGCUCCUUGAAGCCAAAGUUGUCCUUACUCAAUGUAUACACUCAUCUCAUAUAUGAAUUCAAAUAUGUUGUAGAGUAUUUGAAGUUGUUUGUGUUGAGGAUGGAUGGCAGUCAGUUUCCCGGCUUCAAAUACCGCCAACUGAGCAAGCACAUUCCACGAGAUCUUCAUGGGGCCCUUCAAUUUAUUAAAAUGGUCUCAAAUUACAUUUUACUUGUCGCUUUCAAACACAAUCAAUAUAUUAAAGACUUUGUACACAAUCCAUUGAUGGAAAAGUAUCUCCAAAUCGAAAACUUGAAUAAAUAUAUCUUCUUUCCACAAUUUUGUAUCGCUGUUGCAAAAGAUAAAUUGGAUAGUUUGCUGUCAAAAUGAUCUCUUAAUCCAGUUCUCUUCUUCUUUAUUUAUUUACUGGUGAAGUGGAAUGUUACAUGAGUGCAUCUCCAGAUUCUUGUUU